AUCACACAACACAACCACUCUGCCAACGGACGCAUCAAUUCCUAGUACCAAUACUCAAGCUCCUUAGUGAAGUAGCGAUAAGAAGAGACCGUUUCCCCACAUUCCUCCUCGGCAUCUUCCAGAGACUAGGCUCACGAGCUCUACGGCGAUUAGCACAUCCCGAUCUGCUAGGACCCGUUCUCCGAAAAAUCCUAGAAUAUUACUAGACGAAGCCCGAACUCGACCUAGUCUUUGACCAAGCUGCUCGUAGCAGUCCGCCCUGCGUGCCAUGGCUUCUCGGAGAUUCCUAGGCCUCGUGCUUCUCGUGCUCGCUACAUCCUGGUUCCUAACAUCUUGUGCUGCGUCGAUCGCGGCCAAGAGCGGCGCUGCUGGCGCUAGUCAGGGUUCCAGUAGCAAGAAUUCUAAAUCUGGAGCAAAGAGUGCGCCUACUGGAUCUACUACUGGUAGUAGUAAAACUCCUCCUGGGACUGGCGCAAAGAUUGCGGGAGGUGGCUCCAAGAAUCCCGGGAAUCCGGGGAAGACGAAUAGCUCCUUGACCGCCUUCUUCAAAGCGGUUGCAGAAGCUCAACGAAACGGGUUACACGCAAUUCGCAUCCCUCGCCAAACUAUAACGGCCAGCUGCAAGAGGUCAGCUCCGUGCUCCAGCAGCCUCUCACGCUGCUCGUACGAGUAACAAGGCGCUCAAUAAGGUGAAACUCACGAGCUACAGCGCGAGCCAGCUCGCGACGAUCGUCGGUUACCAGGCGAUCAAGGGCGUGUACACCUU
Messenger RNA from Closterium sp. NIES-67, 766 nucleotides. Lineage: Eukaryota; Viridiplantae; Streptophyta; Zygnematophyceae; Desmidiales; Closteriaceae. The record is from the annotation of a GenBank genome assembly.